AGAAACACGGGCUAUAGUGUUAUUCGAAGGUGUCGACAAAGAUUUCCUUUCGGAAGCUAUAAAAGGCUCGUGGUUGCGAAUCUGGGGGUCCUUCAGAAGAGACUAAGUCAGCAACUGCUGAAGCUAAGGCAUCCACGCCCUGAUGAUUAGCCUCACUGCUUGGGCACGUUUGUUGUUUUACGCUGUCUUGCUGACUGCCUGCUUAUAUUUGACAAGUGAUGGUGCUGCGACUUGCUAUUACUGCAACUCAAGAGAUGACAGCUUUUGCAUUCCAGAAUCACUAGAUGGAGUCGGCACAAGAAGUUGCGAAAGCGGCGAGACUGUCUGCGCGGUUGCCAAGACGGAACCACCGUCACCUGAUGGUAAUACAUCUAAUCAUCAAUACGUCCGAUACUGCGCCUCGGAGUGCUUGAAAUUCAACACCACAUUCACGACAAAAGGCCCAGAUGGUAUCACGAAACACUGCGUCCUCUGCUGUUCCGACCAGGACCUUUGUAACAACUACACCAUGGACCCGUGUAAUCCAUCCAUGGCGGGACGCCUGGGAUACGAGACUUUUACCAUUGCACUUCUUGGUGUUCUUGCUGUAGUUUCACGCUACGUCUUGUAAAUCAAAAGUUGUUAUUGAAUACUACAUGGCAUUAGCACGGUAUUACGUGUGGACUGUUUUGUGUAUGCGGUCUAAUCACAGUCGCGGAAUCAUAGCAAUCACUGACACAGCAUAAGUUAAAUCCAUCUUCAAAAUGUAUUACAUGGACCGUUAACAUGACUGCAUCAACUCACUCCUGGCUAAGUCAUUACACUGUCACGUGUGAAAAAUGAGUCACAAACUGUAAGAAGAAAAGAACCCAUUGCACUGAACUUAGAGACGCAAAGUGAAGUAAGAAGUUAAACCGAGAAAACCGAGAGUGUCAGGUGUCGCUAUGUUGCUGCCUACCAAUGGUGCAACCCCUUUGUUUCACACUCAAUGCCCUCAUUUUCUCUAAAUUGUUCGUUUAGACGUAAUCAAACCUUUGUUGUCAUAAUGAUGUACAAAGUACUCUCAUCUAUUUUUCUAUGCUAGCUAUAUAUAUUAUAUUACAGCGAUUAAAAUAAAUAUAUCGUUAAUCUGAUAA
Molecule: messenger RNA, 1115 nt
Organism: Orbicella faveolata
Lineage: Eukaryota; Metazoa; Cnidaria; Anthozoa; Scleractinia; Merulinidae
Source: RefSeq, a predicted model, not a curated record